Messenger RNA from Psylliodes chrysocephalus, 363 nucleotides. The record is from the annotation of a GenBank genome assembly. NCBI's taxonomy places the organism in Eukaryota, Metazoa, Arthropoda, Insecta, Coleoptera, Chrysomelidae.
AUGGUGCUAGAUAUAUUAGAAAAGGAGUCUCCAGUAAUUGUUAGUCUUGGGGUGCCAGAAUCGUUGGACGAUGCAGAACCCCUACCUCAGGACAGCAUAUCAAUAGAACAGCCAACAUUAUUAACGCAAGACCCUGGCGUGCCCUCAACUUCCUGCAUAGGAGAAAAAAAAUCUGAUGACAAGAACAAAGAAAAGCUUGAUUUGCAAAAUGAAUACCUAAAACUGCAAAAUUACAAGACCAAAUUAGAAAUUUUAGAAUUAAAAACUGCACUACACCUUCCAAAAUCUAAAUUUACCCAAUGUUUUGCUGUUAGAGACAUUUCAUACGGGCAGGACCAGCAUACGACAUACAAGAAUCUUUAA